Messenger RNA from Knipowitschia caucasica, 3045 nucleotides. The record is from the annotation of a GenBank genome assembly. Lineage: Eukaryota; Metazoa; Chordata; Actinopteri; Gobiiformes; Gobiidae.
AUGAGCUGUGAAGACCAUGGAGGGGAUCUACUGAAGCAGAUGAGCAGUCAAACUAAGCAAUUUCUGAAAACCACCCAGAAAGAUUCAAACACCAGCAACUUGAGCUGGUGGAUUGGAGGAGGACUGGAAGAGAACAAUGAAAUCAAUGAGGGGGAGAGCGUAGCCUCCUGCACGUACCUGAAGUUGAAUCCCCUUGAACUGGUCACUGCAGCCGACUGUGGAGAGCAGCGUGGCUUCCUCUGCGCCCACAGUUCUCUCUCUGCAUCUGAAGAGGAGAAUUCAUUUCAAACAAGGAAAAACACCCAUUCACGGUUCAGAAGAGAGAUUAUAGUCAUCAAUAGAAUAAAGAACAUUGAACGUACUUUGCGAGGCUUUGAACAAGCGUUUGCGGCGCCUUCAGCCGUCAACAGAACUUUCAUUAUACUUGAGUUAAUGACCGUAGCCAAGUUGCUGACCUUUCCUGUGAACAACAACACGGCAGCUCGGAUCCUGAACUGCACCACCGCCGUCAUGAAACUGUCAGUGACCAGAUGUGAUGUGGACAUAAACCCCAAUCCCACUGAAUUGUUUGAGCAGUGUUUUGAGAUCUUCAGAAUUGUUUCUCUUUUAAGUGGUUCCACGGAGGAAAUUGUGUUUCCUCAUCCAGAUGGGACUCUUUAUCAGAAAAGUUAUGAUGCAGCGAGUAUGGGCGAAGCAACACUGGGAUCAAAGGAAAAGGGAGAAUAUAUGGUUUUUCCACCUGCUGAACAACUGGCACCUUUUCUCAAGAACUCCAAAAACUUUGUCGGUCAGCUUAGUUCUUUCCGAUCAAACCCUCAUCCUACUGAUGAAGUGAUCAAUGGAUACCUCAUAAAAUGUGUCCUGAAUAAUCCAAUAACAGGAGAAUCACUGAAAGUGACAAAUCUCUCCACCCCAUUCGAAAUCUUCUUGCCCCGAUUCAAUGCCACAGAGAAGAACACUACAAUGUAUUUGGAGGAUCACAGUAAAGUAGUGACAGCCUUCAACGUCAGCGACGCAAACAUGACCGUAGUUCUGAUCAUGGAGCCCAACGCCAACGUGUCGCUGCGCCUGAUGCUGCAUCACGGCUCGCCUCCAAACAGUAGCUUCAAUGGCACUCAAGUCAUCCUCAGUCCACAAGAGGGCUACCGCUGGAUGAUCACCCCCAGCAUGUUGGAGGGGAAGAGCGGAACGUGGUUCGUCGAUGCCCGGUUAUACAACUCGACCUGGUUCUCCGGCAUGACGCUGAAUGUCAUCUCACACAUGACCAAGUGCAUGUACUGGGAUGUGGAGGACAAAAUGUGGAACACGGCCGGAUGCCAGGUUGGCCCAAAAAGCACCCCUGCGGUCACGCAGUGCCUCUGUAACCACUUGACUCUGUUUGGGAGUUCCUUCUUUGUGAUGCCCAACUACGUGGACUUAUCCCGCACUGCAGAGCUGUUUGCCACUGUCUCCAAAAACUAUGUGGUUCUGGCCCUGCUCUGUGCUUUCUUCGGCUUCUACUUCAUGACUCUAAUGUGGGCGUGUUAUGCUGACCGUAAAGCCUCCUCCAAGCGGAAGAUCACCCUGUUAGAAGACAACCAUCCGGGAGCUCAGUACACCUACCUGGUCUGUGUCCACACUGGUCAUCGGAAAAAUUCUGGGACAACUGCAAAUGUAAUGGCAAAAGUCAUUGGCUCCGAGGGAGAGAGUGACACCCAUAAUCUCAUCGAUCCAGAGAAACCCGUCUUUGAGCGUGGGUCUGUGGACGUCUUUCUUUUGGCCACUCCGUAUCCUCUGGGAGAACUGAAGAACUUGCGGCUACAGCACGACAACUCAGGAGGACGGCCAGCAUGGUACAUAAACCGAGUGGUCAUUCAAGACCUCCAAACCAAGAGUGUGUUUCACUUCUUCUGCGACUGCUGGUUGAGCUCUGACAAAGGAGAUGGAAUGACCAAGAAGACAUUCAACGUAGCAAAGAACAAUGAGAUUUCCAGUUUCAGAAACAUCUUCACAAGUCGGACGUCGAAUGGCUUCAGGGAUGAACACAUUUGGGUGUCUGUGUGGGACCCCCCCUCACGAAGCCCCUUCACUCGGGCUCAGAGGAUCUCCUGCUGCAUGAGUCUGCUCCUCUGCACCAUGGCCAUCAACAUCGCCUUCUGGAACAUCCCCAUCGAUGAAAGCUCUCCUGUAAUCCUUUCUAUAGGAAUCCUGAAGCUCACUUUGCAGGAGAUCAUGGUCGGCAUCCAGAGCGGUCUGCUCAUGUUCCCCAUAAACAUCCUGAUCAUCACCAUUUUCCGCAGCAUCAAACCUCGAAUCGUCACUAAAAAAGUCAUUGAAGAGGACUUCGUGAAGCCUCCUCCCGUUUCCAUUCCAAGCAUUUUAAAGGAAACGGAGGAGGUGAUUACAAUGGUAAGUCAAAGUCCAAGAAACAAGAUUUGUCUGUCGAAGCAUCUGGAGUCCAGCUUUGAUCUCUGUCCAGCCUUGGAGAAUGUGCACGAGUUCAUUCAGCUUAUGCAAGGUGAGACUGUGAGCGACUCUCACUGGGUCUACUGCAGUAAGUUCGUUCUGUGUGGCCUCUGUCACCUGCUGCAGACUCUUGAGAAACUCGACGCCAAAAACUUCCCCACCACGUACGAGUACCAGCACGUCCUCAGCACCACCAACCUCCUGGUGCGAAAGGCUGAGAUGGUGUUUACCAGCCACCUGGCUUACUGUCCUUCUCCAGUGAGGGUGGUGAAGAAGAAGCACAAUGCGACGUGCUGGCUGCCCUGGUGGUGUGUGUUCAUCGGCUGGUUCUUACUGCUCUCCAUCAGCGUCAUCUCCACCUUCUUCACACUGCUCUACGGGUUUGAGUACGGCAAAGAGAAGUCCAUCAAGUGGGUCAUGUCCUUGGGCCUUUCUCUGUUCCAAAGCAUCUUCAUCCUUCAACCGCUAAAGGUGGUCGGCCUUGCUGUGUUUUUCGCUCUGCUGUUGAAACCUGUUGCUAUGGAGGAGACGGAAGAACUUGAACAAGUGCUGAUUUCACAACAAGAGAAAGGCAGACGCUACACCGGCCGUGAUAUCUAA